Molecule: messenger RNA, 9579 nt
Organism: Ostrea edulis (European flat oyster)
Lineage: Eukaryota; Metazoa; Mollusca; Bivalvia; Ostreida; Ostreidae
Exons: 15
Coding region: 54-9416 (3120 amino acids)
Molecular function (GO): protein binding
Source: RefSeq, a predicted model, not a curated record
AAAAACCACACAUUCUUACUUGUCGAUUGGGCGCUGAAAGUGACAAAGGCGUGAUGAGAAAUUCCACUUCACAUGGUGAUUGUGAGAAAGAAGAGUCGACCUACAUCAACUUUCAACCGAAAUCACUGUCCUUCAAGUUUGUUAUGCUAUUUGAGAUGCCAAAGAAUUUACCGAACACACCAAUACACAUUCACGACUAUCACUUUGGGGUUGUUCAAUCCGAGGUCAUUGUUUACAAGGAAAAUCUACACCGUAACAAAUCAAUCUUACACAUGGAACAUCUUACAAGUAAAUCAAGGUGUACUGCAAACCUGGAUGACCUAGACCCAAAACCUGACAGCCCUAUAGAGUGUAGCUACGUUCUAUUUAAUCAAUCUGCAUGGUUCCUGAAAAACGGAGAACGGCUCUGUCUCUCAUACAAAGCAAACAGUGGGGGAUACAUGAGGUACAAAAACUUCGAUGGUCACGUCUUCCCUCCAGUUACCUACAACAGAGUCACAGCUUCGAAAGAUGUAUGUCUUCUAUUCGAUUCCUCCCCACCUGUGCAUUGUAGUGAAAAUUCGUCUUGUCCCGGUAUGGAGCCUAUAUUGAUUUUACCUGGGAGAUUGACAAGGGAUGAAACUUUGAACAUAAAAAUGCAAGGAUGGGAAGAUCCCUAUCUUGGUAGACCUGACCAAGCUUCUGGUAUAAAGAGUUAUAUGAUAACUGUACAUGAUACGAAGGAAGUUGACAAUCUUACACUAACAAUGGAUGAAAAAGCUCUUCAAACUUAUAACGUUUCUGAUGGGGAAAUCAAUUUAACACUGCCGCGCCAGCCAGCUCUUUAUGGCAUCUCAGUGGAAAUUUUGGAUCAUGCCGGAAAUGUGAAGUCCGCAAGAAGAUUUGUUAUGUUUGACAAUUCGUCUGAGAUAUUGAUCAAUCAUGAUAAACGCAUUAAGGUUUAUUCGGCGAGCUCACAGACAAAUUUCACAUGGCAGACUCGUAAAGGAAAGACAUGUUUUUCUUGGAAAAACCGAUACUAUAAUUCGUACAAUCAUGGAUACAAUCUGCUUCGUAAAAUACAAAAGGAUUAUCACGGAGUGUAUCAGGGUGUAUACGAACAAAAUGAUGGGAUUUUACCAGUUUCAGGAACUGCCAAUAUAUUUGGAAUAGUGUCAUUUUUUUAUUCGUGGUUUAAGGAAGGUAGAGAAAUGUCGUCAAACGUAGUAAUACCUAAUUUUCCCACCCAGUACUUCUGUACUGAUCUUGGAGUUCAGGAUGGAGAAACACACACUAUAACGCUGACUUCGAAAGACUUAAUGAAGAAUAUGCUUUCUGAAAAUGUUACCUUUUACAUCGACACCAGUGUACCUGACAUUGAAUAUAUGUGGCUUAAAAAGGAUGGGGUGCGUCAGUUGUUUGUUCAUAAUUCUACGGAUCUUUCUAACAUGGUUCUAGAAUUUAAAACCUUUGAUUCACACAGUGGUCUUCAUUCCAUAGAAUAUUUCCUUGGUACAUCUCGUGGUGGGAACGAGCUUGCAUACAAAACGACUGCAGUACAGACAUCAGACGAUAAGACUUGCAGUUCCAUACAACAUUGCUACUGUCCAAGUGUUGGGCUUUGUGAAAAUUCCGUUUAUAACAUUGAAUUCAAUCACCUGAUAAAGAACAAUACAAAUAUUGGACAGCACAAUAGGGAAUAUUACUUUACAGUCAAAGUAACAAAUACGGCCAGGUUAGUAACUAUCCAACAUGUGGAUAUUCUUUCUGAUGAUUCGCCUCCUGUUAAAGGCGUUGUCGUUGAAGGAGAUGAUGGAUAUCCAGAUAUUGAUUACACUAGUGAAAAAUCAGUCAAUGUCAGAUGGAAUGGCUUCAUAGACCAUGAAAGUGGAAUAAUGAAGUAUCGUGUAAGUAUCGGCGACCACUGCCUUACACUUGACGAAAUGAAUGCCUAUUCCCACGACUCACCGAAGAUUCAUGACACAUAUGAAUCUUUAGAACAAUUUUUAAAAAUAGAUCUACCAUAUGAUGGUCUGUAUUUUGUUUCUGUGAUUGCCUAUAACAACGCCUUGGAGCCAUCUGAUGUCGCUUGCUCUGAUGGAGUAACACGAGAUUCUUCACCAGCCAGAGUCACUGACGUUGUUUUACAAACAUCAAGAGCAAAGUCUGUGAUUGGAUGCUAUGAUAACAAGACUUGGUUCAUUCAAGAAAAUUUAACAGCAUUCGAGCUUGAAUACACUGGAAAAUGUAAAGAGAUUUGUAACGGUAGCACAUCUAUGCCACUUGUCCAAUACCUUCCAAAACGUAAUCGUUAUGCGAACCAUUCUGCAUUUUCUGAGAACAUGUGCAGCAAAUUUCCAAUUUUCACAGAAAACUGGUUUAUCUAUCUUCCGUUUGAUAAAAUCACAUUAACUUGGACUUUGGAAGAGCAAGAGUCACAGAUUCAUAGUGUGCAUGUAGGAUUUGGCUCCACUGCAUCAUCGAGUGCAAUGCCAGAUUUGAUAUCUUAUUUAGAAACUGAUAAAUUGGAUGAAUAUCACAAGAUGCAUUCGGGUUUAGAUCUGGGGACGCCAGUGUUUGCUUUUAUUCAAAUUAUUAACAAAGCUGACUUGAAAACUACUGUGCGUUUUGGUCCAUUAAUCAUAGAUGAAACACCACCGAUGUAUAGAGGUAAAUUGAACGUCUUCACAGAACCCGAAGACGUCAUUGUUGCGUGGAAUAGUGAUACCUUUUUAGAAGCAGAAGAAAUAGAACCAAUACACUCAAUGCUCUUCCGUAUUGGAGCUGGACAAACGAUCCAAACGCCUUACCUAGAAGCUAGGAUAGAUAAAAAUUGUCCAAGGAAUUCUUCGGCUUGUUUUAGAUACCCACUAAAUCGUGUAUACAGGCUUAACUCUGGAAACGAUCUCAAAUACUACUUUCAACUUUAUGUCUACAACACAGCAGGACAUUUUGUUGAAAUUCGAACUGACUCGUUUCAAAUACCAGCCCGGUAUCCUCCUGCCUCUGGGACACUCAUCGAAAUGGAUUCAGAACACUCUCUUAAAGCCGAAGACGUUGAUUUCUUCUUUCAAAACAAUAAAAUAUGCUUUGAAUGGAACGGUCUUUGGCAUACCCAGAAUGUUUCUUUAGAAAUAGGACUUGGUUCAUCAACAAAUGUCGCAGAUGUCGUAUUUUUCCAUAAUAUAACAGAACAUACUAAAUGUCUUUAUGAUUUAAAGCUGUUGCCUUUCAAAAAGUACUACACAUUCGCACGUGCCACCAUUGGUCAUCACUCAACUGUGAUAGUGUCGGAUGGAUUUACUGUUAUAGACAACUCAAGUAUCUCAAAUUCUCUCUCUGUUCAAAGUGGAACUCCAUGCAGGUCGAGAGCCAACAAACAUUCAGUCAAUAUUACAGGAACUCCGAACUCAUUCUCAGUGGAAAGCAUUCUGCAAGAGACUAAAGUUUAUACAAUUGUGGGAGACGUGAAUUCGGUAGUUAGUAAAGACGUGGUAUGGAUAAAUAGCUUACGGCACCAGUUCGUCCCAAUUGUUCCCCAUCCUUCAUUUCAUACAACUAAUGUUAGCAAUCUACAUAAUGUAUCCAUUUUGUCUUGCCAAGAAGGAAAACGUUUUCAGACGAGCAAACAUACUUUUGACGUAUUUUGGACUAUUGAUGAUGACAAAGCUAACCUUAUUACCCAUUAUAAAGGAGGUUUGUUUAAACUUAACAACGAUGGAUUAGAGACUCUCGUAGAACCACUAAAAGCAUUGAGACAUAUUUCACAUUUUCAAUUUAAUAGCCUAAAUUUACAAGGAAACCAAGCUUAUUAUGCAUAUAUUCAACCCUGUUUCCAGAAAACGUGCUUACUUGGAAAGUCGUCGGAAUCUGUUGUAAUAGAAGACUCUAUCAAGCCUCUGAGAGUAAUCGAAGCCUCUAUGAUCGUGAGAAAGAGUGACGAAAACCGAGUAGUUGAUGUAAACCUUAAAUUUGAUACGUUAGAGUGUGGUGCAUCUGGAAGAGCCUUACGAUAUGCGACAGCUUUGCUUGACACACACAAGCAUAAAAACCAAAUAACGCCAUGGAUUCCAUUUUCUCCUGAUUCUCUGUUGCAUAGCAUAAAUUACAAUCUUACAAUCGUAUUGCCUGUUUAUGGGUAUAAGGAAAUGGAUAUUUGUGUGAAGGGAAUCUGUACAUCAGGACGAUCAACCACCUCCUGUAAACGUAUGGAUAUACUAUCAAAUCCAAAUGAAUUUUCCGGAUCCACCCUGUACGAAAUAGAUUUUAACUCUAAAAACUAUCACGAUAUUGCAAAACUAGCAAACAGUCAAUUUCUUGGAGAUAAAUUACAACUUGUUCACGAUAGUGAGAUUGAUGUGACGUCAACUGAUAGAAAGAUAUAUGGGUUUCUCGGCGGGGGAGCGGGAAAAUCCAUCCAAUGGUAUCUCCUGAAGAAACCAUCGUUACCGAAACUAACCUGUGAAGCUGAUUUAGACUGUCUCCAGUCUUCAGAAUCAACAGACGGGAUAGGGAGGUUCAACACACAGCGGCUUCUACCCAACAAAAAAUAUUUCAUAUGUGCCUUUACCAAAAAUUCAAGUAUUAGUCUAGAACACACGCUGUCACAUUUGAAAGGCGUUACCCUGUGUGGAAAUGGUUUUGUUAUAGAUGAUUCACCGCCUAAUGCCGGAAAAAUCGACAUUCUAAGUAGUAAUCAAGAAUUUAUAACAAACAACAAGGAGUUGGAAAUACAUUGGUCGGGCUUCUCUGAUAUUGAAAUGAAAGUUAAAGAUGUGGAAUCUGGAAUUCUAAGAUACGAGAUCUGCAUAGGUUCUUUUCAAGGUGGUCAAGAUGUUUUACAGUUCAGAAAUGUUGGUUUGCAGACAUCAUUUAUCAAAUCCGAUUUAAAUUUGACUAAUGGAAUGACGUAUUUUGCAACAGUCAAAGCAUUUGACCGGGCUGGCCAUGUUACAGUCGUGUCAUCUUCUGGGAAAACAUUAGAUAUCACCCCACCGGAAAUUGGGAUGAUAUCAGUUGAAUAUCCUCGACCCAAAAUAGGGGUGUUAUCAACAAAGGAUCUGUCAGUAAACUGGGAGGGAUUUUUGGACGAGGAGAGUGGUGUAAAAGAAUUUUAUAUGGGUGUUGGUUCCACGAAUACUUCUACAGAUAUUUUGGACUUCAUAUCUGUGGAUGGAGAGUUUGCUGAAAUCAAACAUUCGGAUUCUAUGGUCGAUGGAUAUCAAUAUUAUGUAAUCCUGAAGACUAUUAAUCAUGCAGACCUACAUACCAUUACAUCAUCUGGAUCAUUCAUCUUUGACAGAUCACCACCUCAACAUGGGCUUGUAGAAGACGGUCUAGAGGAUGAUGUUAAUUUUCAAAAUGACACGAGGAAAUACCUAUGUCACUGGUCGGGUUUUGUUGAUCCUCACACAGGAAUUCAGUAUUAUGAAGUGUGCAUUGGGACAAAACCAGUCAUCUGCGAUGUAUAUCCAUCCACUAACGUCGGACUUCAUACGGAUUUUACAUGGAGCAGUGUUUUUGAACCUGGUCUUAAAUACUUUGCUACCGUCAAAGCAUGUAAUCCUGGAGGAUUGUGUAACAGUGUAUCCUCGAAUGGAGUCAUCAUGGACGAUUCACCUCCGAUCCCUGGACUGGUACAUGUUGGAUCAAGUGGAUUCCACGAACCUUUUAUACCUCAUAACAAUUCAAUUUCAGCAUCGUGGGUUGGUUUUGUGGAUUCUCAUUCUGACAUUAGCCAUUUUGAGUGGUGUCUAGGUACAUCCCCGGGACACUGUCAACUCGUAAAUUUUGAAGACGUUAUGCUGUCCAAUAGAGUAACGAAAACGGGACUUCAAUUGCCUUCAUCAACCGACCUCUACUUCACACUACGAGCGUUUAAUCGUGUCGGCUUAUCAACAGUGCGUACAUCUGCAAAAUUUCAGGUUGAUGUUACUCCACCAGUUUUGAUCCAAAAGCCUGAAUUUAUUACCAGGUAUCAUGGACUAUCACUGGUACAAGGGACACAAUUUGACAAUUCUUUGAUAACAGUCCAAUGGCGAUUUCAAGAUUUGGAGAGUUCCAUAGUCAAGCAUCACGUGGUUCUUGAGCUCACUGGCAAUGGACAUGUCGUGUUUAAAAAUAAGGAAAUCGGUAGUCAAACACAUAUUACGAUAACGUCUCCAAAUUCUACAUUUCUGAGAGAUGGGGAUUCAUAUGUUGCUAAAAUCACCAGCUGCAAUGGCGCUGGUUUAUGUAUAACCGCAAAAUCUGCUAAGCUUCUCGUUGAUUCAUCUCCACCAUCACUUGGUGGAUUUAUGAAUCCGAUGUCGUGGCACAAUACAGAAAAUGUCACCAUGGUUAGCUUAGCAUGGUACGGUUUUACCGAUAUUGAGUCGGGAGUCCAAAAAUAUUUGAUUAGUGUUAGCGAGUCAUACUCCGGAGAUGAAUUGUCGAAUGGUUUAAUUUUUGUUGAGCAUUCUAACAAUUUCCAACAAACAUUGUCAUUGAAUUUGUCAAAGAAACUCGAUAGUAAUGACAUAAUUGUGUUAACCGUAGCUGGAAUUAAUAAGGUUGGUUUGCAAAGUGCUGUUGGAAAGGUGUCUGUUAUUCUUGUACCAAACAAUAGUAAUAAAACUCGGGGAUUUCUUGCACUUCAGCGGUAUUCCUGUGUCUCUCAUUACUGUAGUAAUGAUUGUACUUGUGCAGUGAUAGGUAAGAAGUGCAUAAACAAAAUCAAUGCACAGUGUACAGAACUCCAGAAUGUCACAAAAACCAUGCUUAAUAUUUCUGUACAUUUUGGACUUUAUCCACUCUCUUCCGGAAUGACUGCAAGUUCUUCUUGUCUAUCAGGAUUUUGGGAGAAAGUAAGGGAGUUGAAAAGAACAGUUAUGCGCUACGAGUGGAGCGUAGGAGAAAGCGGAGAGAUUCCAGGUAGUGGAAUAUUUGACCCAACUAAAGAAGUCGUAUGGAAUGACGUUGGCAUUUCCCAAACUAUAGUUUACUGUCUACCACAUAAUAAACGACUACAUCAUAGUCAUCGUUACACACUAUACGUAAAAGCAUGGGUAUCCGAAAGUGAGUUCGUUGUCUUUUCCUCAAAACCUAUAUUGGUUGACAUAACACCUCCUCAGGCAAGACGUGGUCACUCAGUCAUUGAGUCAGAAGAUUCCUGUGUGAGCGAUAUCGAUUUCAUUCAAACAUCAAAAAAGUUCAGCGUAUGUUGGAAAGAUUUAUUCUCAGAAGGACAAGGGAAAAUAGUUUCAUAUGAAUUUAGUGGAGGAACAAGACCCUUCGGUGAUGAUUUUAUAACAAGAACACCUGUGAAUGUAUCCACCUCUAAAGAAGUUAAUCAGACAAUGGUACCAGGAACUAGGUAUUUCUUCACCAUCGUUGCUAAGAACAAUCUGGGCUUGGAAACCACUGCAGUGUCCGACGGGAUACUUGUUGAUAGUGACCGCCCUGUGCCUGGCACUGUGUACAACACAAAACAUUUUCGGAACCUUUUAUAUCAGUCCUCAAUCACUACACUUUCCACAUCAUGGCAUGGGUUUGAAGAUCAUCAGUCUUCUGUUCAAUUUUAUGAAGUAGGUGUCUUUGAAAACGACAGUGAUGUUAUAAUCCGAAGAGAUGAAUCGGUUUCCUUGUCAACUCAAUUUACAUUCAGUAACCUGACGUUGAAACAUAAUAGAAAUUACCACAUCAAAGUGCGAGCAUAUGAUGCAAUGCAUCGAUCAUCUCCAUAUGUAAAUUCAUAUCCAAUCAAAAUCGACAACACGCCACCAUAUGGUGUUCAAUGUCAGUCAUUUGAAGAAUCGGUAUUUAAGUUUUCUUCAAUUUUGAAACAUAGAGACGUGCAUGGCUUACAGAAUACUAUCGUGACAGGUCUUUUUAAAGCUAGCAAGAAUGAUAUUUACAAGAUAAAAGUUAAUAUUCUCGGAGAAUUGCACUUUAACACAUUGAAAUUGCACAUUGGUAACGAAACGAUGAUGUUAUUUAUGACGCGAAAUGUAGACUCAACAUCCUCUGUAGAACAUCAGUUUUUGUCCAUUUAUGAAGGAUACGUUGACAUAAGAUUUACAAUAUCAAGCCGACAGAACAUACCCGAUGAAAGUAUUCUGGUACUCCUUGAACACUGUAACUUAUCUGCAAUCAGUACAUCUCCAUUAAUGGUACGUCAAAUAGGUCCGGGACUCUUAUAUGUCUGCAGUUUUGUUUUCGAUCCUGAAAGCGAUAUCCAAGAUUCCUUAAUUGGCGCUGGAACAACCAGAGGAGGAUAUCAAGUGAGACCCUUAGCUUCCCUUUCUAAAUCAAACCAUGGUGUGAUAGAAACUGACGCUCCACAUGGCAGUCGAAUCCAUCUCACAGCUAUGGCAAGAAACUACGCCGGUUUGUGGUCAACGUUUCAACAAGAAAUAACUUUAGAUUAUACUGCGCCAAUUCUUGGCAAUUUGACUGUAGAUGUACGAAAUAUUCCAAUAGGGGGUGAUAUUGAAAUCCCAACAAACAGAAAUGGAAGUGUUCAAGAGAAUAACACAAUGAUUACCAUACCUUCCGAAUCGCUUGUAAUCAAUACGGUCUCCAAAACUGAAGUUGUAGUAACUUGGAAUAUAAAGGAAGAGGAAAGCGGACUCUUAUCGUGUUAUUGUACUUCUGGUCCUUUACGAAGUGUACGGUCGAGGGUAUGGCAAAUAAGUCCCGAUAAUGUGAAGUGUAAAUUAUCAAAUAUGACCUUUGAGCAUGGUACAACAAUAUCAGUUUCCGUCAAAUGCGUAAACAAAGUCCAGCUUAUGGCAGAAGAAAUGGCAGGACCUUUCACAAUAUAUCAUGAACCACCAAAGGUUACACAUGCCUCACUCUCAUUUUAUCCGAACAAUCGAUACACGGUUAUAGGAGAGGAUGUAAGCGUUCGAGUUCAAGCCAAUAUGACGUUCAUCAACUUUUACUGGGAUGGUUUUGAAGAUGUAGCAGGAAUAGAUAAGUACGAGACGCGGAUUAGAAAAAAUAAAGUUGUGAUUGCAUCGUGGCAAUCGGUCGGUCUGAGGAACAGUGUAUCACAAACAAUAACGUCCGCCAAGGCAGCAGAUAUGAUUUACGUAGAUGUUAGAGCAGUCAACAAUGGCGGGUUCCAUAGUAACAUUUUGAACGCCUCUUUUGUACUGGACAACAGACCACCUAGUUUAACAGGGAAAUCUGCAUCCUUGAUAUCUAAUGGUGGAAAUCAAUCCAUACGGUGGUCCAAAGUGUUCUCAACUGGUCAAUAUGGUUCUACGAUCUACCAAGUCUCUGCUGGUUCAAGUGCUGGAAGUUCAGAUUUACAGUCGCCGAUAUCCACUCUGGUAGAAGAAAUGCAUUUUGAAUGGACCCCUGAUAGUUCCCAACAUCAGAUAUUUGUUAAUUUACUGGCUUUUGCACCAAAUGGGGAAUUCUCUAGAUAUCACACCAUGUUUUAUGUUUAAUAUGCAACCAUUUUUGGACACCCCCAGAAGAUGUACUUCUUGAACUAGUAGAAUAUAAUCAAUAUGUGUAUAAUCUUAGGUUUGGAGUGAUAUUUCUUCUAGCUUGCUUAUUACAGUUGCUGUUUUGUGUUUCAAUUAUUCAGAACAAAUAUAUUUGCUUGCA